UAAGACGUACUGAAAAUUUGUUUGUUUAUUUUUAAUUUUAAUGUUUUGGUGAACAGCCUAAUUUCCCUCAACUUACGGCUUCUCUCUCUCAUUUGGUGCGAAAUUUUUGAAAUUUUUAUGUUUUUUGUAUUUGAUCUAUGCAAACCCUAAGUUUUACAAAUUUUUCACACUCCUAUCUUGCCUCGCCUCGCCUCUCGUCGGCUUCUCAUCACUCAUUACGGUGUGCUCACGGCUUUCCCUUCGCCGUUCUAUCUUCGCAACGCUGAUGGCUGGCGCCGACAGCUCUUCGCGGCAGCUCUAAUCUUGUUAUUCUCUCCCCGUUGAAGGCUAACAAGAGGCAUAAGGCAAAGGGAUGUUGUGGGUGGACAAGUACCGGCCUAAAACUCUUGACCAGGUUAUGGUCCAUGGCGACAUUGCACAAAAUCUCAAGAAAUUGGUUACAGAACAGGAUUGCCCCCAUUUGCUCUUCUAUGGAUCACCUGGUUCUGGCAAGAAAACUCUAAUAAUGGCUCUUCUCCGCCAAAUGUUUGGGCCUGGUGCUGAAAAGGUGAAGGUGGAAAACAGGACCUGGAAAGUGGAUGCUGGUAGUAGAUCGAUUGAUCUUGAGCUGACAACGCUAUCAAGUGUCAACCACAUUGAAAUGAGUCCAAGUGAUGCAGGUUUUCAGGAUAGAUACAUUGUUCAAGAAAUAAUCAAAGAAAUGGCUAAGAAUAGACCCAUUGAAACCAAAGGGAAGAAAGGAUUUAAAGUACUGGUGCUCAAUGAUGUGGACAAACUCUCUAGAGAAGCACAACAUUCUCUCCGCCGAACCAUGGAAAAGUACAGUGCUUAUUGCAGAUUGAUUCUAUGUUGCAAUAGUUCUUCAAGAGUCACAGAAGCUAUCCGCUCUCGUUGUCUGAAUGUGCGAAUAAAUGCACCAAGUGAAGAUAAGAUUGUUGAAGUUUUGGAAUUCAUUGGUAAGAAAGAAGGGCUGCAACUUCCCCCUGGUUUUGCUAGUCGCAUAGCAGAGAAAUCAAAUCGAAAUUUAAGGAGGGCCAUACUGUCUUUUGAGACUUGCCGUGUACAACAGUAUCCUUUCACUAACAAACAAACAAUUCCCCCAAUGGACUGGGAGGAAUAUAUUUCUGAAAUUUCAUCUGAUAUAAUGAAGGAACAGAGCCCAAAAAGGUUGUUUCAAGUCCGAGGAAAGGUGUAUGAGCUGCUAAUCAAUUGCAUUCCCCCAGAGAUCAUUUUGAAGAGGCUUCUUUAUGAACUGCUGAGGAAAUUGGAUUAUGAACUAAAGCAUGAAGUAUGCCAUUGGGCAGCAUAUUAUGAACAUAGAAUGCGACUUGGACAGAAGGCCAUUUUUCACAUAGAAGCGUUUGUGGCUAAGUUCAUGAGCAUUUACAAAUCCUUCCUGAUUUCAACAUUCGGCUGAAGAUCUAGCGAUGGUUUGCUGUUCAUGCUACAUGUUAAAUCCCUUAUGUACUGGUACAUACAAGAGUUUUCUCAUCAUGUCUAAAGAGUAUCUUAUGUAUGUGACCUAAUUAUCAUGACUAAAAUUAACAUGUUUAGCUUGUAGAGGCCUCUCAUGCUCCAUUACUUAGUAGGAACAACACGAUUUAUGAACAAUUUUGUUAUUUCUACAACCCA
Molecule: messenger RNA, 1632 nt
Organism: Arachis duranensis
Lineage: Eukaryota; Viridiplantae; Streptophyta; Magnoliopsida; Fabales; Fabaceae
Product: replication factor C subunit 3
Exons: 12
Coding region: 353-1417 (354 amino acids)
Biological process (GO): DNA-templated DNA replication; DNA repair
Cellular component (GO): DNA replication factor C complex; nucleus
Molecular function (GO): DNA binding; DNA clamp loader activity; ATP hydrolysis activity
Source: RefSeq, a predicted model, not a curated record